Cuscuta campestris is the source of this 2003-nucleotide messenger RNA. NCBI's taxonomy places the organism in Eukaryota, Viridiplantae, Streptophyta, Magnoliopsida, Solanales, Convolvulaceae. The record is from the annotation of a GenBank genome assembly.
AGCCGCAAGAAGGGAGAUAGCCGCUGCCAUUUUCUUCAAAACGCAGACCUGGUUUUUUGGUCGAUCGGAGGUCCAAAUCUUGUCCGAUCGAGCUGAAAUUUUUGGAGGAGCCUAAGGACUCGUGGAGCUUCAAUCUGAACGGUGGAGAUCGAAUUUCAACGGUUCAAUCUCAAGUUAUGAGCUUCGCACCAGCUGCUGUUUUUUGGUGAUGUCUUGCACUUUUGUUCAUCUAUUUUGAUUCUAGUGCCUUCGUAGUGUUGUUAAGGGCUAGAUAUCAUUGUGGUGCUGUUAUAUUGUGCAUUUGUACUCUCAAUUUGGUGGUAGUGGAGUUGGUUGGACCGAAGGGUCUCGUGGUUUUUACUCUUUCACAUUGAAAGGGUUUUCCACGUUAAAAUCUCGUGCCUCAUAUUGUUUUAUUUUCGUGUUUGGAUUAUCUUGUUGCUUGGUGUUCUUUGGUGUGUUUGUUGCUCCUCAUAGAUUCAUUCAAGAGGGAAAGGUGUUGAUCUUGGGCACUACACAUUCAUUUGUGUUCUUGCUUUCCCAACAAGUGGUAUCGGAGCGCCGGAGUAAUCUGUUAUUUGUCUGGAUUGAAUGAUGGAGCCAAAUUACAGCAGGAUGAUCAGUUUGAAUGGAACAAAUUAUCACAAAUGGAAGGGUAAAAUGAAGGAUUUACUCUUUGUGAAAAAGCUGCAUCUACCAGUGUUUGCUACUCAGAAGCCAGAGUCAAAAAGUGAUGAAGAGUGGGCUUUUGAACAUGAAAUGGUUUGUGGUUUCAUUCGUCAGUGGGUAGAUGAUAAUGUUCUGAAUCACAUCUACAAUGAAUCUCACGCUAGAUCUUUGUGGGACAAGCUUGAAUCCUUGUAUGCAUCAAAAACAGGGAAUAACAAGCUAUAUUUGCUUAGGCAAGCUAUGAAUCUGAGAUUCAAGGAAGGUUCUUCUAUUUCUGACCACUUGAAUGAAUUUCAAGGGUGUUUUGAUCAGUUGUCAGACAUGGGUGUAAAGUUUGAGGAUGAGAUUUUGGGACUUUGGUUGCUGAAUACUUUGCCUGAUUCUUGGGAAAAUCUUCGCGUGUCUUUGAUUAGUUCUGCUCCUGGUGGUUCAGUAACUAUGGAGUAUGUCAAAGCUGCCGUUCUGAAUGAAGAAGUGAGACGCAGAACUCAUGAGACAUCUACUUCAAAAUCUGAUGUCUUGGUUACUGAAAAUAGGGGGAGAAGCAAAGACAGAGAUCAUGGAGAAUUCAAAAGGGGCAAGAGCAGGAGCAAGUCCAAGUCAAAAUACAAAAAUGUUGAGUGCCAUUAUUGUCAUAAAAAGGGGCACUUAAUGAAAAACUGCUUCAAGCUGAAGAACAAAGACAAGAAUAAGCCAGAAGGGAAAGAUGGUGAAAAUGAUCGUCAUGUUGCUACCACGACUUCGGGUGAUCUGAUAGUUGUUUCUGAUAACGACUUGAUUAAUGUUGCCUCUGAUGAAUCAAGUUGGGUUAUCGAUAGUGGUGCCGCUUUCCAUGUGACGUCAAGGAAAGAUUUCUUCACAUCUUAUACUUCAGGUGAUUAUGGGGUAUUGAAGAUGGGUAAUGAUGGUCGUUCACAGGUUGUUGGCAUUGGUGUUGUUGUCCUGGAAACCAAAACUGGGAUGAAGUUAGUGUUGAAGAAUGUCCGACAUGCACCAGAUAUUCGCUUGAAUUUGAUAUCUACUAGUGUCUUGGAUGAUGAAGGUUAUAUGAGUACCUUUGGUGAUGGGCAAUGCAAACUCACUAAGGGUUCUCUUAUUGUGGCUCGUGCGAAGAAGUGUUCAGGUUUAUACUGGACCAAUGCUUCAGUCUCUAUUGAUUCUGUCAAUGCAGUCGAGAGUGAUAGUUCUUCAGAAUUAUGGCAUAGAAGACUCAGUCACAUCAGCGAGAAGGGUCUUGAUUGUUUAGCCAAGAAGAAUGUUCUUUCAGGGGUGAAAGAUGCAAAUUUAAAAAGAGUUGAAAACAGAGCUUAGUAAGUCUUUUUCUAUGAAGGAUU